Amyelois transitella is the source of this 2364-nucleotide messenger RNA. RefSeq lists its product as uncharacterized. The record is from RefSeq and is a predicted model, not a curated record. Lineage: Eukaryota; Metazoa; Arthropoda; Insecta; Lepidoptera; Pyralidae. The transcript is spliced from 2 exons. Bases 500 to 1606 code for a protein of 368 amino acids.
AAUCCAAUGAGACUUAUUUGACUCUUACUACAUUUUUGAUACGCAAGUAAAUAUUUCAAAUAGUUUGAAUAAACUUUAUUUUCACCAAAUUAAAUCAAAUGUGAAUUUGUUAGGCAAAAUCUAGGGGCAGCAUUCACAAAAGUAUAUGUUAUAGAUUUAUAUGUGUAUACCUAUAUGUUACCAUUUCCAUAACUACAUACCUAAAAUACGUGAAUGUAUUUAUAGAAUAGAUAGGAUGUCGCGAGUGUUUACAUUUUUUAUGAACCUGUAAUGUGGCUAAUCCGAAGAGCUUGAAAAGAAUUAUGAAUGGGGAUACAGCACAAUAAAAUGGCACAAACAAAAACAGAAAAGAUUAAGAAUUGCUGGACUGGAAUACAUAAAUGCAAAUGGAAAAUUAGUUCCUCCAAAGCAGCCAGGCCCUGACUGCAAUUGUCGGAGAGGAUGUUUCCAAAAAGUUCCAGUAGAUGUUCGCUUGAAAACAUUUCAAGGCUUUUAUUCUAUGAAAACUCAUGAUGAACAAAAUGCAUAUUUAUUUGGCCUAAUGAGACAAGUGGAUGUUAAAAGAAAAAGGGUCAAAGGGAAAACAAGCCGACGAACAUGUACUUUUGAAUAUUUUGUGAGAGUGAAGGGCAGAGAGACACAAGUUUGUCAGACAGCUUUUAAAAAUAUUCAUGCUAUUACUGAGCGAAAAGUAAGAGUGCUUUGCAAGAAAAUGGAUGAUGGUGUGAUGUUUCCUAGUGAUAACCGGGGAAAGAAUAGCCAUAGACGCUCAGGGGAAGUCAGAUUGCCAAGUGGAGUGGUGGAGCAAAUUAAAAAUCAUAUUUAUUCUAUUGUUCAUACACACAGAUUGAAAGACUUCAUUAGAUUGGAUAAAAUUGCUGGUCUAGAGAUUAAUAUAUCAAAAAUGUGGAAGGAUUACAUAAAAACAUAUGAUCCUGAAAACAUAUCAGCAACAAUGCCCAAGUCUAAGCGAAACAGCACUGAAGUGUCCAUGCCUGCAAUUGUCCCAGAGCCAGCACCACAGCCUGCCCCUCCUCAGGAGCAGCAGCUGUUUGGUUCAAUGACAUAUCCUGGGAGUGGCCAUUUAGUAAAUAUUGCCGAAAAUUACUUUCAAAAUCAAUACCCAACAACUACAUUAACUUCCACCACUGCAACCAAUUUUUACCAGCCUCAAAAUGGAGGCCAGAGUAUGGGGAUAUUAUUGCAGCCUACUGCUGCAAGACCCCAGCAUGCAGCAUAUAUUGUGCUGCAAACAAAGCCUGAACCUCAGGGGAAUGCAGGGCCGCUUGCAAUUGAUAAUGUUCCAUACAGUGCAGAUCCACUGGAAUUACAUCCUCAGGAUGCGAUUAAAGUUGAGAAAAAGGUGAAAAAAGAAAAAAAACGGGGGCCUUUAGUAAAGCAGUGGAGAUACACCAAUAUUUUCCAUGAGGAGAUAAAUGGUGCUGCUCUGGCUGCCAUCAAAACGCGUCUGGGCAUGUAUUAUGCAGAGAGUGACGCCGCCCGAAAAAGGGCGAAACAGGCACGCCCUGUGGAGGCGGCCGCUGUACAAACUCAGACUCAGCCGGAGCAGAUUCGACCAACACACACAGUUACUAUUUACACGUAGAAUGUAAUACAAUGUUAAACACCAUUCAAAAUUGACUGAUCUGAUUUUAAUAUACAUAUAGAAGUCUAGUUUUAUUUUUAAGUAAUAAUGAAGGCUCGAAAAUGUCCUUAAGAUUAGGGAAUGAAAUAUCGGAAGACAGAUACUCUGAUUUCCGCUAUUUAUCGGAAUUAUUGAAAGUGCUUUCUUUUUUUAACUUUUUUUUUAAGUUCGAAUAAUUCGAAGUAAAGAUGUAUUAUUUACUGAUUAAUAAUGGUUAUUUAGUAUACCGUCUCAUCCUCAUCUUCGCGCAUUCUCAAUUGCACCCUACACCAUAGUGCUUUUCACUUGGUCUAGUGUUGUUUAUCUUUAAUAGCUUAAAGUAACAAAAAAAUAAUAUUAUGAUAAAGUUCUGAGAUUCCGAUAUUCGUGGCCCUACUUAAGAUUGAAUUUAUACUUGUGCAGCAUGAUCUCUCUUGCUGCACAAUAUAAAAGUCCAUCUUAAGUUUAGAUCCUUAAUGGUACAAUUUUAAAUGUUUUCCAUUGUAAUGGUUUCUUUAUAUAACUAUUUACAGCUGGUAGAAUAAAAGUAGAUAAUCAACAUAAAAGGUACAUAAACCAGUGCUUGCUAGUAAUCUGCAAACUGUGUAGAACUGAUUUUAUAAGGAGAAUAUGUAGAGGUAUAUAGGUAUUUAUUAACUUUUUUAGUUUAACUUUCACUAGGGAGAAGUAGUGAUGAUCAAGGCAUAUUAUUUUAUUGCAAUAUACAACUUUAUAAACAA